Helianthus annuus (common sunflower) is the source of this 921-nucleotide messenger RNA. Its product is annotated as wall-associated receptor kinase-like 1. Gene Ontology annotation, biological process: cell surface receptor signaling pathway; protein phosphorylation. NCBI's taxonomy places the organism in Eukaryota, Viridiplantae, Streptophyta, Magnoliopsida, Asterales, Asteraceae. Gene Ontology annotation, cellular component: plasma membrane. The record is from RefSeq and is a predicted model, not a curated record. The coding region runs from base 1 to 921 and encodes 306 amino acids. Gene Ontology annotation, molecular function: ATP binding; protein serine/threonine kinase activity. The transcript has a single exon.
AUGGCCAAGAUUUUCGCAGCAAGAAUUCUUGAAAAAGCAACCAAUAACUUUCACAAAACCAAUGUCGUAGGUCAAGGAGGCUAUGGUACAGUUUACAAAGGUAAAUUAGAAGAUGAUACAAUGGUUGCCAUUAAAAAAUCUAAGUCGAUUGAUGAGAGCCAGAUCGAGCAAUUUAUCAAUGAGGUGAUCAUGCUAUCAGAAGUUAGCCACCCAAAUAUUGUCAAACUCUUGGGUUGUUGCCUAGAGACACAGACUCCUCUUCUAGUUUAUGAAUUUGUAACCAACAAGACCGUCUUCCAUCACAUACAUGAAAAAAACAAUACAUCAUCCAUGACGUUCGAAAGGCGACUAAACAUAGCUACACAGACUGCAAAAGCCCUUGCUCAUAUGCACUCAACCACACAAAUCAUUCAUAGAGACAUUAAAUCAUCAAACAUACUUUUGACUGAUGACUACAUUGUAAAAGUUUCUGAUUUUGGAAUCUCAAGGUUCAUUCCUGCAAAUCAAACUCACAUCCAAACAUUGGUGCAUGGGACUCUUGGGUACAUAGAUCCUGAGUACUUCCGAUCAGGAAUUUUGACAGAGAAGAGUGAUGUGUAUAGUUUUGGCAUGUUUCUGGUGGAGCUGAUCACAGGCAGAAAGGUCUUUUCACAUGAUGGAACUGAAAGUGACUUGGGUUUGGCAAUGUUUUUUGUUUUAUCACUAGAAAGGGGUUGCUUGAUUCAAAUUCUUCACGAUCAAGUGAAGAAAGAUGGGAUCAGUGACCAUAUUGAUUAUAUUGCCAAGAUUGCAAAAGACUGUAUUGAGCUAGAGGGCAAAAAAAGGCCUACUAUGGAGGCAGUGAAAAAGAAGCUUGAACAACUGAGAGAAUCUUUCAUAAAGAGUUGUCCUGGUGAACCCUGGUCAUAUUCUCUUGUUUAA